This is a messenger RNA of Acaulospora morrowiae, 204 nucleotides long. The record is from the annotation of a GenBank genome assembly. Lineage: Eukaryota; Fungi; Glomeromycota; Glomeromycetes; Diversisporales; Acaulosporaceae.
AUGAAGCAGGGCAUCGAACAUUUGUUCUUCGGGUAUACACUGUGUGUCAAGAAAAGGGUACCGGAACUUCUGCAUCUUCCGAAAACAGAUUCUAGCCACUAUGUGACCACCUCUGAUAAUAAUACUCUUUCAGCUAACAUAUAUGAUAACACUUCAAAUUCUGAUAGCAUUAAGGAGAAGAGACCAAAACCUAUCCUCGGAUAA